AUGUGUGGAGAUAUGGGCAAAGCCGUUCUGCGGGCUCUGACUGGGGCCUUGCUUUGUGGUCUCGUCUCUGACGCAGCGUACUUGCAGCAAUACGAAGACUACCCUCAAUAUCAGCAAGUCAUAUACCGGAAGCCUCUCCGGGAGCACGAGAAGCCACAGGACCUUCGCAAUGUCCCCGGAGUACCCGGCGUGGACUAUCCUAUCUACCACCAGGUCCCGGAGACUAGCUUCUCGUGUGCCCAUGUGCCAGUUCAUCCUGGGAUGUACGCUAAUGUGGAAACUGGAUGUCAGGCCUACCACGUCUGUCACGAUGGCAGAGAGGGUCACCAAGGGGCAGCGUUCCUCUGUACCAACGGCACCCUCUUCGACCAGGCCAAAUUCGCCUGCGACUGGUGGUACAACGUAGAUUGCUCGCAGGCUAUUGACCACUACAGGCUAAAUGCAGACCCUUUGAAGAACCCUUACGUGCCGAAGCCGAAACCCCAAGAACACAAAGAAAUACCUUACGGCAUUUACUACAGGAAGUUAGAUGAAUAA
Molecule: messenger RNA, 537 nt
Organism: Leptosia nina
Lineage: Eukaryota; Metazoa; Arthropoda; Insecta; Lepidoptera; Pieridae
Source: the annotation of a GenBank genome assembly